Messenger RNA from Cryptomeria japonica (Japanese cedar), 959 nucleotides. RefSeq lists its product as uncharacterized. The coding region runs from base 25 to 528 and encodes 167 amino acids. The record is from RefSeq and is a predicted model, not a curated record. Lineage: Eukaryota; Viridiplantae; Streptophyta; Pinopsida; Cupressales; Cupressaceae. The transcript has 6 exons.
AUAUCUAAUUUUUGUUUUUCUAAAAUGCUUUCAGGAAUUCACGAAGCAAUCUCCUCAAAUUCACUUGAUUCCUACAGUUUGUCUCUGCUUAACCCCUACAUGCCCAACCUUAGUGCAGCAUGGCUCUUUCAGAAAGCAAUGUCAGGCCAACCAAGUGAAAAAGUUUCUCCAGAUUUCAUUAAUGAGCUUCUUUCAAUUAACUUCCAGUGCAUGAAGAGGCUGAAAGAUCCUGUUCUACGUCCAUUUCUUCAGGAUGUGAUACAAUUUGAACCAUUAGCAAAGACUCUUGGACUGAUUCUGCUAACACAUCCAGGAAUAUUACCUUCUAUAUUUAGUCAGGUGGGAUUCCUAAUGGUCCUAGAAUGGAUGGCCCACUUUGCUUCACUUGGUUCAUACACCUUUCUCUCUACUUUUGUAUCCCCCAUUUUAAGGUCAUGGGUGAAGAACCUUCCUAAGAAGGAGAAAUAUAAGUGGAACAGGUACCUUGAAGCUUGGGAGUAUGGUUCAGGAUUAGACUACAAGCUUUAGCAAGCAAAUGUGCUACACAAUUUAAGUUUCACCUACAUCUUGAGCUCCUUCUAUCUUUUAUAUUAUUGACAUAGAUUUAGUAUUAUGUAGUUGCAGUUGUGAAUCAAGAUAUGAAUUUGUUGAGAGUCAAAUUUGUGUUUGUAUAUUUUGACACAAACAUUGUGUAUUAUAAUACAUUAUCUAAUUAGCUUACUCAAUAUUAUUAUCGGAUGUAUUUUGAGAUCAACUGUAUUUUGUGGUAGUACGAAUUUCAUUAUAGUAGUGACACAAACAAAUACUUUAAGUGCUUUUAGAUAUGUUGAGAAUUAGUUGCUACUUAUAUAAAAAAAAAAAUUGUAGCUUUCACAAUCAACUUUGUUGAAAACAUGGUACUCUUAAAAGACCAUGUAUUUGUUCCAAAAUGCUAAUUAAAAUUUGAUUUUAUAGUUUUA